Molecule: messenger RNA, 3432 nt
Organism: Cordyceps fumosorosea ARSEF 2679
Lineage: Eukaryota; Fungi; Ascomycota; Sordariomycetes; Hypocreales; Cordycipitaceae
Product: SNF2 family helicase
Exons: 1
Coding region: 1-3432 (1143 amino acids)
Molecular function (GO): ATP-dependent chromatin remodeler activity; ATP binding
Source: RefSeq, a predicted model, not a curated record
AUGUUGCCUUAUUCGCCUCGUUCGCCCCACUACAUUCCCGUCGGAUGCAUCGGCAUCUCGAGAUCAGAAAUUGACGUGCAGGAUGCGGCAUGGCAGAUCGAGGUUGCUACAUGGAAGAGCUUCUUAUUCCGAGACAAGGAGAACACGGACAGACUACUCAAAGAUGCGUCUCCAAUCAGCCCUACCAACCAAACACUUCAAGACGCCUUGCUGAACUCCGAGGCAUUACGGCCAUGCUUGCAACUCCUUCGUGCCAAUUGGGCGCAACUCGAAUACAAGAUGCUGCCCCAAUUUGAAUUUAGGGUUACAAUUAGAGUUUAUAUCCUCGCAGACGAUGCACUAAGAGGCUCCAUCAGCCGGGCUCAUGGCAGUCUGUUCAAGAUCCGCGGGCGCAUUUUAGAACAGCUUGACUGCUCCCCCCAAGCGUGGUCUGGCGCUGAGGCUCCUCAAGCGUUUCAGAGGAGCCCCUUCGUACCGCAAUCUGCACAAGAAUUAGAGACUUCUUUGUUGGAGCUGUUUAACAAUAUCCCCUCGCCAGCACCAGACAUCGACCUCAUUGUUGAUCCGUUUCUCAACGAACUCGCAACAAAUGUCCUGCAAGGCAAUGUACACGGCCUUACAUCGGACCUUCUCCCGUAUCAAAAACGAUCAGUCGCACUGAUGAUGCAGAAAGAAAUGUAUCCCGGAAAGGUGCUGGACCCACGCCUCUUGCAUCUGCAUGAUCAAGAUGGACACUCGUGGUAUCUAGAUCCCAUCGCGGGAGCCAUUUUUCGAGAUGCAAAACACUAUGAUGGCGUGUCGGGAGGGAUACUGGCUGAAGACAUGGGAACAGGUAAGACAAUAAUAUGUCUUGCACUGCUACUGGCGACGCGCGGUCUCCUUGCCGAGGCGCCCGAGGUUUAUUUGUCGCCGGCAGGGCGAGUGAGGAAGUCGGUAGGAUCACUGAUGGACAUGGCAGCAUCAUGCGCAACCCAACACUCUCAGCCCUGGAUGCAAUAUUACGGAUAUGCGAAAGACAAAGAUCUCGACAGGAAUUCAAUUGCAAAGGCGAUCCGACGCAAUCCCGGAUCCUACCUCCUUCCUGGUGCCGAACCCCGAAGAUGCGGACGAAUUGGGAGCAAGUAUGUGCCAGUGCCGAGGAAGAUUUACCUUGCUAGCACCAGUCUGGUUAUUGUUCCAAAUAAUUUGGUUUCGCAGUGGAAGCAGGAAAUUCGCAAGCACACCGAAGAUCUCGAGGUUCUAGUGCUGACGAAGAACGAUGCUAUCCCAGAUGCUGAAACACUGCUGGGAUACGACGUUCUUUUGUUCUCCCAAUCGCGCUUUGAGAAUCUGUCUAAGCAUCAACCCAUUCUCCAGACACCUCUCGCUGCCAUACACUUCAAAAGAUGUAUAGUCGACGAGGGCCACGUCCUGGGCAACUCAAAGAUCAAUUCCAAAAGCUUCCUACUACUAGGACUGGAUGCGCUGCAAGUCACCUCGAGGUGGAUCGUCACUGGAACACCGUCGCGCGGCUUGUAUGGAACAAGCAUUCAGAAAUCCGAUGGCAGUACUGAAAGCUCUAUGAACGUGUCACUCGCUCAGUAUGACAGCCAUUCUUCGUUGAAUCAGUCGUCCAGGGAGCUAGAACGGAAGGAUCUUGAACGGCUAGGCUCUAUUGCGGCAUUGUAUCUGAAAGCACGUCCGUGGGCCAAUUCAGUUCUGGAGACUGAGGAUACUUUGGCAAAUUGGACGAAACAUCUCGUGCCCCCGAAGACUGGACCUGGACGAGCAGGACGCUGGGAAUGUCUCAAAAUGACAAUCAAUUCGCUGAUUGUACGCCACCAGCUGCAAGAAGUGCGAACUCAGCUGCCACCCGUGAACGAAAAGAUCGUGCUGCUCGAGGGUUCAUACCAGGACAUGUUGUCACUCAACAUAUUUGCCAUGAUGAUCAUCUUCAACUCGGUCCAAUCGCAGCGAACCGACAUUGACUACUUCUUUCAUAUCAAGCAACGAAAGAGCCUGCUGCAGAUUGUGCACAAUCUGAAGCAGUCAAGCUUCUUCGGUGGAUCAUUCUUUACUGCCGAAGAAAUUGAAAAGUCUGUGCAGACUGCCGAGGAAUUCUUGGACAAGAAAAAAAUUGAGAUUAGCGCGGAGGACGAGGGGCUUCUCAGGACGGCGAUUGACUUUGGUCGCCUAGUUCUUACCAGCCAGUUACGCUGCCUGAGCAACCUGUUCCAUGAGAUGCCCAUCUGCGUCACUGGGUUCCCCGUGGGCACUGGUAAAUACUGGUCCUUGGACUUGGAAGAAAGUGAUCACGUCUGCACUUCUGCCAGAAUGGUAAUUGCACUUCAAAAGUUACUGUAUAACGCUGCCGGUAACCCUGAGCAGCUGAAUUCUUUGCUCAAUGGUGGUCUGAUUCAAGAGGGUAUAGGGGAGAGAUUUAAGGCACAAGAUGAGGCAAAAUCUGCCGGAGAAACUAAGAAGAGGGGCCAAAGGUCGGACACCUUGGCUGGCAACACAAAGCUCGGCGACGAUAGUCCCAAGAAAAAGCGAUCUCAUGGAAUUAAUGGUGCUGAGCCAGCGCCGGUGCUUACCAAUGAGGCCUUGGCCACUGCCUUGGCCAAGACAAAGCUCGUGUCAACGGUUUCUGCAAAGCUUUCAUAUCUGAUUGAUGGCAUUGCCAAGCAUCAGGAUGAUGAAAAGAUCAUCGUCUUCUACGAAAAUGAAAACGUUGCUUGGUACUUGGCUAGCAUAUUGGAUGUCCUGCAGAUCCAGCAUCUUAUCUAUGCAAGAGGCCUGCCCGCUGAACGAAGGGCUCAAUAUGUAAACACAUUUCACCACAACGAGACAUUCCGAGUUCUUCUCAUGGAUCUCUCCCAGGCUGCCUUUGGGCUGGAUAUGCGCGCAGCAUCGCGUGUCUACUUCAUCAACCCUGUGCUGAACCCGCAGGUGGAGAGCCAGGCGAUUGCUCGAGUGCGCCGCAUCAGCCAGCAGAAGGGCGUGUCGGUCGAGACGCUGGUGCUCAAGGACAGCAUUGACGAGGUCAUCUUGGAUCGAAAGGAGCACAUGACGCAGGCGGAGCACGGAAAGGCAAGGACGAUCUUGGAUGUGGCUUCGAUCAACAACUGGAUCAGGAAUGCCAAGAUCGUGCCUGUUGGAGAGGCCGGCGACAGCCACGCGGAUCAGAUGGUGCCACUGACGAAGCCACUGCAAGUGUUUGGAAAGGGAUUCGGCCGCUUGCCUGACCCAGAUGAUGGACUAGUCAAGGAGGAGGAAUCCGUGGCGACGAAGAUAGUACUCCCGCGACGGGCUGCAACACCGCCGACGAGUGGCCGCAAACGUAUGCGAGGCGAAAGCAAUAGCAGAGUGAUUUUGAUGGGUGGUGGUACCAGCGCGGAGAUGAUGAUGCCGCCCCCGGCACGCCGUGUACGAUUUACAGCUGGUUCGGAUUGA